Molecule: messenger RNA, 222 nt
Organism: Toxoplasma gondii ME49
Lineage: Eukaryota; Apicomplexa; Conoidasida; Eucoccidiorida; Sarcocystidae
Source: the annotation of a RefSeq genome assembly
AUGGUUAUUAAAAUAGGUUACGUUAUAACAAAUAAAAAAAAUACUAAGUAUAAAUUUAUAUUACCUUUUUGAAAAAAAAAUUUAAAAUAUAAAAAUAUACAAUUAAAAAUUAAAUCUAAUUUUUUUCAUGAUUCUAGAAAAGAAUUUUUACAAAAUUUUAUUGUAUUAGUAAAAUUUAAUUGUAAGCAAAAAAAAUAUAAUUUAAUUAAAAUUUUAUAUUAA